Ogataea haglerorum is the source of this 2784-nucleotide messenger RNA. RefSeq lists its product as uncharacterized. Lineage: Eukaryota; Fungi; Ascomycota; Pichiomycetes; Pichiales; Pichiaceae. Gene Ontology annotation, molecular function: protein binding. The transcript has a single exon. Bases 1 to 2784 code for a protein of 927 amino acids. The record is from RefSeq and is a predicted model, not a curated record.
AUGACGACCAGACAGUCUCAGGUCGCUCUGAUCUGCCUGAAAAAAGAGUUUCUAAGCGGAGCUCCCGAGGAGCGGCCCAUUAAGCUGCUGAUCAAUGGCCAGUACGCAAAGCUGACCGGCACUGAACUGCGCCAGAUCUUUCAUGAUCAUAGUAUUCUUGAGCUGUGCGAGGUCGAACACUUGGGGCAAGAGCAGCUGCGAAGCGUCGUUGACCAGAUUGCAGAUAAAAUCAUCAGCGUCUCUGAAGAGCUGUCUUAUUUCUCGGCCAUCUUGCUGCUCCAGAUCUUCGUCCAGACCAACUUCACAGGUCCUAGACUGCCUCGAGUAGACGAGUUGGGCUUUCUCGUAAGGCUGACCUCCUCCACCCCAGCAGUUCUGUCUCUUCUUUCUCUGUCAGGACAGCGGCCCAGCAAACUUGUGGACUGGCCCUUGCUUCUUAUUUUGUCGCUGCGUCUCUUUGAGAAGCUGCAACGCUGUCCGAUCAGUCUUGUUGGAGAAAACCAGUCCCUUGAGCCUGAGGCUGCCAUCAGCCAAUCAAACAUCCCAGAAUUUACCGAGGACAAUUACGUCCAAGCCGCUCUGUGCUGGUGGCGGGCAAGAGCACUCCAGGUCCAGCAGUCGCUGUUUCACGACGCAAAUCCAGUGCUGUCUACACUUACGUUCUCGCUGCUCUGUCCGUCUCUGGUGGCAGCCCUAAUGGACAACACAGAUGUCAACACUGCCCCAAACCAGUACACACUGGUUUUGUACCACCUGGAGCGAGCCAGAGCUGCGCUGGGCGCCGGCUCAGAGACCCAGGCCUCAGAAAGCCUGGCCAGGGCGAAAUCUGCUUCAGGGCUGCAGUUUGUGCUCACAGGCUGCAAGGCCAAGCGGACCAGGUUCCAGGAGAAGGCUUUUGCCGCACUGGCUGUUCUGGCCCGCUCGCAGGACACGCUGUUGCGCGUUGGCUCGGAAAGCAGGCACAAUCCGCAGGAGGUGGCUCUGAACGACGACCUCUUUUUGGAGCGGUUGCGGUUCGAAAAUCUAGGAGACGAUCAGGCCUUGGAAGAGCUCGGCGACGGGAAGCGUGUCAAGAUUGACUUCCCGAACUACGAGUCUGCCGAGGACCAGGAAGCAAAGCUGCUCCCGAUCGCUGUCAAGGAAGACGACAUCCCUGCACCACUGCGGUCGCUGGACCCGAAUAGCCAGCCGGCGCUCGCCGAUCUCGACAGCGUGCAGCUUUUGCUGCGCCUGGAGACCAUCCGUGCGAACACGCCGGCCAAUAACGCGCUCGUGGGCGAGGAGCUGAGGGCGCUGGUGGAAAGAGUGCUGUUUUCUCCGCCGGGGAGCGUCAACUGGCUCGUUUUCAGCAACGCUCUGUGGCAGCGGUCUCUGCUCGAAACGUCCAGGCCAAAAACCGUGGAGAGAGGAGUUUUGCAGCUUUAUUCGCUUGUCGAGGAGCUCGGCGUGCACGCGGAGCAGACCGCCCGGCUGUUCCCGAAAAGUAAAGAGGAGGAGCAGUUUCCGCAAAUGUUCGCAGCCUCGGAUCUCCGAGACGACACUACCCUAAUAAAUGCCGUGAGAUCGCAGUACGUCUACGCUUUGCCGCUAAGCCCCAAAUGGUCGCUGGACUCCCGACUGGCGGAGAAGCUCCUCGAGCUCGGGUCCGUCAAGUCUGCGCUCGAGAUCUACGAAAGACUGCAGCUGUGGACGGACGCCGCCCUGUGCUACGGCUCGAUGGGAAACGAGAGCAAGGCCGAGGAGCUGGUCCUGCGGCAGCUCGCCGAGUCGCCCGACGACGCGCGCGCGGUGUGCGUGCUCGGCGACGUGCGCCAGGACCCGGCGCUGUGGGAGAAGGCGUGGCAGCUCGGCCGCUACGCCAACGCAAAACGCUCGCUCGCCAAGUACUGCUACCGGCGCCCGGACGGGUCACGUGACUGCCGCGCGGCGAUCGGCCACCAGUACGACUGCGUGCGUGCGAACCCGCUCAACUUCGAGAACUGGUACUUCUACGGGUGUCUGGGGCUGGAGACGGAGGACUACGAGCUGGCCGCGGAGGCGUUCACGCGGUGCGUUGCGCUGGACGACAGCAGCCAGUACGCGUGGUCGAACCUGGCGUCGGCGCUGCUGCGGCUGGACAAGCUGAAGGAGGCGUUCACGGCGUUGCAGCGGGCCGUCAGCUCAGGCGACACGGAGAAGGCCUCGUGGAAGAUCUGGGAGAACUACCUGAUUGUGGCGGUGAAGCUGGGCCGCUGGGACGAGGUGCUUCUUGCGUCGCGCACUCUGCUGGACACGCGGAAGCUCGACGGAGACGGGUCGCUGGAUAUCCCGAUUUUGGAGAAACUGGCCGGGCUGCUUGUUGCCGAGCCGUACGACGCGGAUGCGCGGCAGACGCAUUUCCAGCGAACGUGUGUCAAGUUUCUGUGCCAGGAGGUGCCGGCCGUGGUGAACUACAGUGCACGCGUGUGGCGCAUUGUGGCUAAGGUCGACUUGUGGCGCAAGAAGCCAUGGCUGGCUCUCGAAGACUACGAGAAGGCGUACCGCGCGGCGAUCAGCCGGCCGGAGCUCGAGGCGGACCAGGACGCCUGGCGCGAGGCGGUGGCGGCGUGCGAGGACCUGGUGUCUGCGUACGAGAAUUUCGGCGAGCUGCCGGGGAAACACGGUGCCGGAGACGUGGUGUGCAAGGAUUGGCGGUUCAAGGCGCGGUCGACGGUGCGGUCGCUGCUGUCGAAGGGCAAGGUGUGGGAGGACACGGCGGAAUAUGUGAGGUUGCAGGAGUUGAGAGAUGAGACGAAAAAUAAAUAG